AUGGGUGUCUGGAUGGCAAUAACGACAGUAGCUUCCUCAACACUAGCGCUAGUGUCGUUAUCGGCGCUGGCCUCCAACUCGUCGUACUCUACAAAAUCGGGGAUUCUACCUUGGGUGGAUCCAAGCAGUCCCGACAGCGCUCAGUCGUACACAACGUCGCGAGGAAAGACGUGGACGUUGACAAUGAGCGACGAAUUCAACACUGAAGGUCGCACCUUCGAGGCCGGAGACGACCACCUAUGGACUGCACUAGAAAAAGCCGACGGCGUCAACUCGGCACUUGAAGUCUACUCGACUAACAUGACCGGAACUGAAUGUGACGACGACCACUGCUACUUCUUCAUCAACACGACGGACGAGACGAUCGCUAAGACGGUCUGGAAUAACUACAUAUCUCCACCAGGCUAUCAGACGGUGUAUUUCUACUACCGAUCAGGAAUGGUACAGUCGUGGAACAAGUUCUGCUUCCAGGGCGGCAUGAUUGAGGUACGCGCACAGCUCCCUGGAGCUGUGACGAACGAAUCAGGCAACCCGGAUGUGUCGACCGGGUCGACAACUGUACGAGCCGCUAACAUCAACUACUACCCAACGUGGCCUGGUAUCUGGCUCAUGGGUAACUUGGGUCGAGCCAUCUUCAGUGCGUCCACUAGCCGAAUGUGGCCGUUCACGUACAACGAGUGCAACGAGACCAUCUUCGACUCACAGAACCAGCGUAUCAGCGCGUGCAACGAUACCCCGGGGUCGGGUUUGAACGCCAACCAAGGUCGGGGCGCGCCGGAGAUUGAUAUCCUUGAAGGCGGAGGUACUGCGAUUUCAACGUCGUUGCAAGUAGGUCCGGGUAUGCCCGAGGACUUCCGUCGCAUCGCCGACAACUCGUCCGAGUAUUGCUACUACAGCUACGACUGCACAACGGAAGGUGCUAACCAACCUGACGUCCCCAUUGCAUACUAUUACAACCUGCGUGGUCACAAGUCAUGGUAUCAGGGUCUACGUUACGGUGCCAAUAAUCUAUGUGACGUUGAAGAGGACGAUGUCCAAACGUUCGCUACGGUUAAUGCAUCUAUAGAAGAAGGCAUCACAGACAACGCGUGCACUAUGGAAACCUGUCCAGGAUCAUACGACCCGAACGCGGAUCUCGGAUACAUGAACACGGGAGUGCAUUGGGGUAUCAAUGCUAAUGGAACAUGCUUCCCGAAGAUGAAUCAGUAUGACGGUGCCUAUCUGUGUAGCGCUGGCAACACUGUGUCUGAGUGCACCGCCUCGAGCGGUUCAACAAGUGCUGCGUCUGAAUUCGCUUACCAAAUGGAUGCCAUCUCGUCUAAUUGGGAGAUUCACAUGGCCGCGUACUUGGAUUGGGUUACGUACUCCGUGGAGUGGGUAAUGGGCGACGAAGGCUACAUCCGUUGGGAGGUAGAAGGUCAACCGAUCUUCGAAAUAACAGCCGACGUGCUCACCAACCCACCUCAGAACAGCGCACAGAUGAACCCCAAGAAGAUCAUGAUCGAGGAGCCGAUGUAUAUCAUCUUUAACGUGGCACUAUCGAGUUCGUGGGGAUCUUCUCCUCCAAAUGCUGGGUCAGGAAGUUGUCGUGGCGAUGGGUCUAGCUCGACUAAUAAUGCGAUUUGCGAUUCCUUUCCGAUGUACCUGAAGAUCGACUACAUCCGACUGUACCAGGACACUUCGGAUGGGACGGACAUGGCAAUUGGGUGUAACCCGGAUACACAUCCGACUAAACAGUUCAUUAAGGACAAUAUCGACGAUUACAUUGAUGACGAAAACCCAGACACAGCAGUCUCCGGUAUGGCGUUCUGUGACUCAAAUGCCGACUGUACCAUCUCAACGACUGGCACCGUCACGGGUUCGUGCUCUAAUGGACGUUGUAAAUGUACGUCAGACUCAUGGACUGGUCCACGAUGCACUGAAACGGCAUUAUCGUCUUCGUCUUCCUCCGAUUCGGACGACACCUCGAGCGUCUACGGUCCGCCGAUGAACGCGUCAGUGAUCGCAGCCUGUGUGACAGUAUUCUGUACUGCGUGCACGAUGAUCCACUCGAUCAUAACGGCAAAACGCACCUCUGCUCAACUCCAGAAACACAUGACGCUGAAGAUGCGGGGUACACUCAAGGACGCAUACGGACCCAUGAGCGAGCUGUCCGUUAAGGACAACUACAGCACCAAUUUUGUUUGA
This is a messenger RNA of Phytophthora nicotianae INRA-310, 2187 nucleotides long. RefSeq lists its product as hypothetical. The coding region runs from base 1 to 2187 and encodes 728 amino acids. Gene Ontology annotation, cellular component: plasma membrane; endoplasmic reticulum membrane. The transcript has a single exon. The record is from RefSeq and is a predicted model, not a curated record. Gene Ontology annotation, biological process: (1->6)-beta-D-glucan biosynthetic process. Lineage: Eukaryota; Oomycota; Peronosporomycetes; Peronosporales; Peronosporaceae. Gene Ontology annotation, molecular function: glucosidase activity.